CUGAUCCAGCUGGCUUGUUCUUAUGUUCUUAUCUGUUUGUGGGUACAUGGAGGUUCCCAUCACAGGACAUCCUGCAUCUUUUGGGGAUCCAUCUCAAUCCCAGCCUUGGACACUUGGUAGCCGAGGAAGUCCAGUUGGUCCUGGCAGAAUUCACACUUCAGCAGUUUAGCAAAGAGACGGUUAUCCCUUGAACACUGGAGCACCUCCCUUACUGGAGCACAAACUCUUCUGUUGUUUCAGAGUAAAUCAGCACAUUAUCCAAAUAUGCCACUGCUCCUCUGAACAAGAGAUCUUGCAGGACCUCAUUGAUUAAGUUUAUAAGAACCCCAGAAGCUCCACUGAGUCCAAGAGGCAUGAGCAAAUAUUCAAAUUGUCCAUAUUUUGUGUUAAAAGCCGUCUUCCAUCUGCCGUCCUCUCUGAUGCACACUGUGUAAUAAGCUUCUCGUAAGUCCAGCUUAGUGAACAUUUUGCCCUUUGCCAAACUCCCCAACAAGUCUUUUGUCAGCAGGAGAGCCUACUUGUGGGUUAUUGAGAUGACAUCCAGGCUCCUAUAGUCAGUGCACAGACUUAAAGUGCUGUCCUUCUUCCAGAAUAACAACAGAGCAGCUAGUGGAGAAGUAGUGGGUCAAACGAGCCCCCGGGCUAAAUUUUUAUCCGAAAAUUCUGGUAGUGCUUCAGACUGCUAGGUGCUCAUGGAAUUCAACCACCCCUUUGGAAGUUUAGCGCCUGGGACCAACUCAAUCCCACAGUCCGUUUUGCAGUGGGGAGGAAGGGUAUUACACUCCCUCUCCUCAAAAACUGGUAGUCUCUGUACUCCUGUGGAGUCUUAACUGCCUCUUCUGUAGCCAGGGUGGCCACCCAAGAGGUGCACAAUCUCUACAUCCUUCCUUGUAGCUGCCUCUGUUGCUCCCACUCAUGCAAGGGGAUGAGAAUCUUCAGAGUCCUGCACUCCAUUGUGUUGUGGGAUCAUGCUUAGUGUUGAGUGUUUGGUACCCCAGUCAAUAGCAAGACUCGAGAAUGGCUUCAGGAGCUUUAUUAGAACUGUGUCAGUACCCUAUGGCCAGGUAGCGGAGACUGAAGCCCCAGCUCCCUGGCCCCAGUAUAAACCUUGAGAUUACAGUAGGGUUGGAGUGGGAUAGCCCCCACCUUUGCAUUCCCCCCAUAUCAGCAUGAGGAAGGACAGUUGAAGACAGUUGCGGUAGAUACAUUGUUUUGGGAAUGGCUUGGCUUCUCCCCGGGAAGGGGCGAUUAGGGAGAGUCGGUGGACUCCUUUCACUACAUUACUGCAGUAACAAAAGGCAGGGCCUCGGGCAAUGCUAAUGCGAGUCCAGCUGCAGCCAGACAUGCCCGGGCAUGUCUUGCACGUUUUGGCAGGCCCAGAAGGGUGGGGCCUGACACUUAGUCAGCCAAGUCAUGCCCAACACCCCGGGGCACUUUCCAGUUGGUAUGAUGAUGAACUGAAGCUGCUCUCACGAAGAUCCACCCCCCCACCAGCACAGUCUCUUUCACCCUGUUCACCAAAGUCAGGGAAAGCACCCUGACAAACAAUUCAUUUGUUAUCCUCCCAUUCCUUCAAGGAGCUUUGGAAUGCUGUGUAAUUGAUUCUUCCCCGUUUUAUCCUCACUACCUACAACCCCACGAGGUGGACUAGGCUAAAUUGGGCCCUUGAUUACUCAGUAAGCUUCAUGGCAGAGUGGAGACUUUAACUGAAGCCCAGUACUGUUAAUUUCUGCACCACAUUGGCUCCAAUCUAGCAGAUUAUUCCCCAUAGUUUCCAAACAGAAGCCCCUGAAAAACCUGACAGCCAGGCCGGAAGAGAUUAGGCUCCUGCCCCCUCCCCCUCCCCCUCCCCCACACAAAGGGUGCCUGCCAUUUGCUGCUCAGCCCUAAACUGUCUCCUCGGUGAAUUGAUCUUGUCCUGUUUUAAUGCCAUCAUCCCCAAACUUCACUAAUUGCCUUAUGUAAAGAUGUCUGUCCUAAAUUUGAGUUUAGUGGAUUAAUGUAGGUGAACAAGCGAUGCUUGCUUGACAGACAUGAUGAGCUCUUCUGAUGAGCUCAGAGCCAGGGUGAAGUCAUUCAGAUGGCCAGGGGGGCGAGGGGGGUGUUACACCACUUUCUUUGGAAAAGGAGCAGUUUUGUAAGCACAUCAUGUCCUCUUGUCACAAAUGUAGGUUUCAUGUUGUUACUGCUGCUGCUUGGUAACAUUAAGUGAUUUCAGCUCAGGCAACGUAGUGAGGCGCAGGAAGCCGGUGUUCUUCAAAGCAAAGUAUUUUAUUCGGAAGUGGUUGCUACAGCUCAGGCAGGGGAAUCGCACUCUCAUAACCAAGUGCAAGAACUUGUAUACACACAGAUCAAAAGGGCAGGUAAGGAGGCAGGUCCCUUGCCGUACAACAAUAAAGAAACAUCAACACAUAAAAUAAAAGAUACAAUUACAACUUUGUGAAUGAAACCAUGAGAUCUCUCUGUCAGGCAUCUUCCCGCGAGACUUUACGAUAGUGCUGAAAUGGAGAGCGGAGAAUGUUCAUUCAUAAAACUGGGUGAGCCUGUUUAACACACCCAGUAAUCUGGUUAUCAGAUGGGCUGCUUCCUUGAAUUAUGACCUGAGGCUCCCGCGCCUCAGUCCCGCAACAAAAGAAAGUUCAAAUGGUCCAAUGGUGAUCCUGGCACGUCUUUCAACGGCUGGAAUAUCUGGGGUGCCGUCUUCAGAUUCAAUUUGUAAAUCCAAAGGAGUCUUUGUUUUCGCUAAAGAGAUCUACCGGUUGUUGGCCCAAACUGAAUUCCAAGGCUAGCUUCCUUGGCCCUUAAUAUCAGCUGCUACAAGCUGCUUCUUUUUCCAACAGAUACAGAUCUAAACUAACAUUUAUAAACUUAAACAUUAGAGGGAAAUCUAAAAGAACCUCCAAUACAGUACAAGCACAUAUACAUAUAAGCAAGAGUAUCCUAAAUUAACAAUAACAAACCUUAAAUCAACUGGAGAACCCAGCUAAAGUAUAAUCCUAGACAUUGGGCAAAUAAUAAUUCCAACGCUAAGGGGCUUAUAUUAAACCUUAAAAGGGAUAACAGCAAGAAGGAAACCAUGUAAAACAUUGGCACAAUCACAUAUAUACGUCCUUUCCAGGCCCUAUGGAGACUUUUGGACAACACUGGUCUCUUUGCUCUGCUCCUUAGCCAGUGUAAGUUCAGCAAUGGGCUCAGGAAAAUAUUUUUCCUAUUUUCUUGUCGGUAACAAUGUGAACAUUCUUUUGCAGAUUAUUCAGACUCUCCUCUUCCCCGGCUGUCCUCCUGCAGGACUUUAUGUUGUUUCAGAGGCAACCUUUCAGAGGAAAUCACUGAGCCCAAAUGCCUUUUGUGUAGAAAGGGGCUCCAUCAUGCCAUUGAAUCACAUAAGUAUCCAACCAUUGGCUGAGCCGUACAUGACAUGGAGACAGUGGGUGGGAAGGUCAGAAGAAAAAAAGAUGGAACAGUGGAGGACCCCUGAAAAGCUAAUGGGGAAGGGACUGCUGACGUGUUUCACCUUCCUUGCCAUGGAAGGGGUGGUCUUGUACCUACUGUUGUUGAGCACUGCAGUGAAUGCCAUGAUGUGUCCCACAAGAUGCAUGUGCCAGAGCCUGUCUCCGUCAUUCACCAUUCUCUGCACAAAGACGGGGCUUCUCUUUGUUCCUCCGACCAUUGACAGGCAAACAGCAGAGCUCCGACUGAUGGAUAAUUUUAUCACUACGCUCCGACGGAAGGAUUUUGCCAACAUGACCAAUCUGAUUCACUUGACACUCUCCCGAAAUACCAUCAGUCAAAUUAUGCCAUAUGCAUUUUUUGAUCUUAAAGGCCUUCAUGCUUUGCACCUGGAUAGUAAUAGACUCACCUAUAUCAGUGAGGAUCAUUUCAAAGGGUUAUUCAAUCUGCGACACUUAAUUCUUAGUAACAACCAACUGAACUGUAUUUCUCCUGGCUCUUUGGAUGAUUUCAUUGACGUGAUUGAGGAUCUAGAUCUAUCUUAUAAUAAUAUUGUUAAAGUUCCUUGGGAAACUAUUGGAAGGCUCUCCAAUGUCAAUACCAUCAGCUUAGAUCAUAACCUUAUAGAUUUUGUACCUGAAGGGAUUUUCUCAAACCUUCAUAAAUUGGCUCGGUUAGACAUGACAUCCAACAAGUUAAAAAAGAUUCCCCCAGACCCGCUCUUUUCACGAAUCCCUGUCUACGCCAAACCAAAGGGGUCUCCCUUGUCCUCUUUGGUGCUGAGUUUUGGUGGGAACCCCCUGCACUGCAAUUGUGAACUUGUGUGGCUGAGGCGCCUUACCAGGGAGGAUGACCUGGAAACAUGUGCCUCUCCGCCAGAACUGAUGGGGAAGUACUUUUGGUCCAUUAAAGAGGAAGAAUUUGCCUGUGAGCCUCCAAUGAUAACACACAGAGCCCCAAAGCAGGUUGUCAUGGAAGGGCAGAGUGUUUCUUUGAAGUGCAAAGCUGUUGGUGACCCAGAGCCGUACGUUCGCUGGAUUUCACCUGGUGGGAAGCUGGUGUCCAACACUUCCCGAAUAAUUUCCUAUGAGAAUGGCACCCUGGAUAUUUUGGAGACAUCUUCGGAGGAAAAGGGCAUAUUUACUUGCAUAGCAUCUAAUGCUGCAGGAGAGUCCACUGCGCCAGUUGAACUUAUGGUUAAUUCAUACCCUUACCUUGCAAACAGCACCAGCUUUGAUAAAGAGCCAGAGCCUGGACCAUCAGACAUCUUGAUCUCAGCCAAGUCUAGCUUCUCCAAUGAAACCAAAUCUUUCCCAGAGAGGAAGGUUGUCAUAACUGAGCUGACCUCCUCCUCUGCUCUCAUUCAGUGGCCUUCCCAGCACCACAUCCCAGGAAUACGAAUGUUCCAGAUCCAGUAUAAUAGCUCAGUUGAUGACAUCCUGGUGUACAGGAUGAUUCCGGCGGCCAGCAAAUCCUUCUUCCUGACUGACCUGUUUGCUGGGCGUGACUAUGAUCUUUGUGUUCUGGCUGUUCAUGAGGAUGGUGUGACGUCUCUGACAGCAACCACAGUGGUUGGAUGUGUGCAGUUCACCACAGAGGAGGGAUUCAGACAGUGCCGAUCUCUCCAUGCCCAGUUCCUGGGAGGAACGAUGAUUAUCAUCAUUGGCGGCAUCAUUGUGGCCUCAGUUCUUGUUUUCAUCUUCAUCCUCCUGAUGAAGUAUAAAGUUUAUGCCAGCCAUCACAAAAAGGAAAACACAAAAGUGAACAAUGUCUGUUCUCAGACCACUGGCAGCCAGAGGGGCUCUAUCGCUUAUUCCACCUCUAAACUGGCAGAGGGGCACAUAGGUCUACAUCAGGAAUGCCUAUCAAAGUGAGAGACUGAGACUGCAAAAAAGCACACUCUCACUUUAAGAAAUGAAGCAUUGUUUCAGUAGCCACUUUAGAGGUUAUUGACUGCCAGGUUGUGCAAAGCAACUUAUGUGGUUGUAUUUUAUGCUUCACUACUAUUGUCUAUUUUUAAGAUCAGAUGGUUUGAAAUAUUUUUUUAAUCUGUAAAUUUUCUUGCAUUCUUACCUAUUUUUGUUGCACUAUAUUAAAUAUAAAGUGUGUGAUUUC
Messenger RNA from Sphaerodactylus townsendi, 5565 nucleotides. Its product is annotated as leucine-rich repeat and fibronectin type III domain-containing protein 1-like protein. Gene Ontology annotation, molecular function: protein binding. Bases 3186 to 5324 code for a protein of 712 amino acids. The transcript has 3 exons. NCBI's taxonomy places the organism in Eukaryota, Metazoa, Chordata, Lepidosauria, Squamata, Sphaerodactylidae. The record is from RefSeq and is a predicted model, not a curated record.